AUGACGGCAGCUGGUGACAGUGUGAAAAACUUCAGUCUAUCACGCAAGUUCAAAAAUCCUUGUUGGUACAACGAGGAAGGAUCUCUGAAUUGCCUUCCUUACAUGUAUCUUGUGGGCAUUCCAAAGUGUGGAACAACGGAUUUGUUUGGGAAAAUUAUUGCACAUCCAGACUUUGUACGCCCAAUUGCGAAAGAACCAGGCUGGUUAUCCGAUAAAAGAUUUUGGCCACGAUACAUGAAAUUUGGAUUCCAAGGUUUUAGCCAGUUCUUUUCUCCUAUUGCCAAGGCUUUACGUACAGCUACUGAAGAUCAAGCACACAAUUGGAUUACAGGAGAUUUUAGUAUCAACACCCUGGAGGGCAGCCAUUUUUGGCAAUACCUUGGAAACAACAAAGGAAAGAUGGAGCCGAUUGAAAACAACCCGCAGUAUAUAUAUCACAUGUUUCACGGCACCAGGAUCAUUCUCAGUAUGCACCUUCGUCGCGGGCUGUACAGCGUUUUUCUCGCGGACUACUUGUCUGUUUUUCCACGUGAUCAGAUUCUCGUGCACAGACUCGAGGACAUGUCUGAUGAUAGGGAACAUGUUCUUAAUACAACACAUGUAUUUCUUGGACUUCGUCCAAUGUCAAAGGCAGAUUUAGAAUUGGUUUCUCGUGGCGAACAUAGUAAUCGGCGUCGGCAAGCAGACGUUUCCAUAGGAGAUAUGUGGCUUUCAACACGAACUCUUCUUUAUCAGUUUUACAAGCCGUUCAAUGAAAUGUUGGCAAACCUUUUAAAGGAUUCUCGUUUUGAUUAUGGACUUUAUUAG
Molecule: messenger RNA, 807 nt
Organism: Mya arenaria
Lineage: Eukaryota; Metazoa; Mollusca; Bivalvia; Myida; Myidae
Product: carbohydrate sulfotransferase 15-like
Exons: 6
Coding region: 1-807 (268 amino acids)
Biological process (GO): hexose biosynthetic process
Molecular function (GO): N-acetylgalactosamine 4-sulfate 6-O-sulfotransferase activity
Source: RefSeq, a predicted model, not a curated record